Messenger RNA from Erythranthe guttata (spotted monkey flower), 1325 nucleotides. RefSeq names its product Mitochondrial substrate carrier family protein. NCBI's taxonomy places the organism in Eukaryota, Viridiplantae, Streptophyta, Magnoliopsida, Lamiales, Phrymaceae. The record is from RefSeq and is a predicted model, not a curated record.
UUUAAAAGAAAGAGAGGAAUAAUAUCAUAUAACAUCAUUUUUUUCUCUGCGGAAAAGCUUCAGAAAUAAAUUAGAGAUUUCCCUCUCGAAUUCGAUAAUGGCGGGCGACUCCUCCCCCGGAUCAUUCAAAGCAAAAUGGGGAGUUUCACCAUCCGAUGUUUUUUAUCACUUCGGCACGAGUGGAAUGUCUGUUGCUGCUGCAACGGCCGUUACUCAUCCGUUAGAUGUUCUCAAAGUCAGACUGCAAAUGCAACGUAUUGGCCAAAGAGGUCCGUUAAUCGGCAUGGGAAAACUUUCUAUGGAAGUAGUUAAAAGUGAAGGACCGAGGUCCUUGUAUUUAGGAUUGACACCUGCAUUAAUGAGGUCAGUUCUUUAUGGAGGUCUCCGUUUAGGCUUAUACGAACCAUCAAAAUAUGUCUGUGAAAUGGCUUUUGAGUCCACCAAUGUCUUGAUGAAGAUUGCAUCUGGUGCAUUCUCCGGCGCUUUUGCUACCGCGCUUACAAAUCCAGUUGAAGUUUUGAAGGUUAGGUUGCAGAUGAAUACAAAAGUCAAAAGUGGGCCCGUACAGGAGUUUCGGAAAAUUGCUUCAGAAGAGGGAGUGGCGGCCCUUUGGAAGGGGGUAGGGCCUGCAAUGACCAGAGCUGCUGCAUUGACUGCAUCACAGCUUGCAACAUACGACGAAUCCAAGCUGGCGUUGAUGAAAUGUACUUCUAUGCGAGAAGGAUUUUAUUUACAUUUAACUGCAAGUAUCAUAGCAGGCGCAGUGAGUACCGUCAUCACUGCACCUAUCGAUAUGGUUAAAACCAGACUUAUGAUGCAACGAGAAUCUAAGAGAGCUGGAAACUAUAAAAGUGGGUUCCACUGUGCCUACCAGGUUCUGCUAACAGAAGGUCCUCGAGGUCUUUACAAAGGGGGUUUUGCACUUUUCGCGAGACUUGGCCCACAAACGACUAUAACCUUGAUACUAUGUGAGAAGCUGAGGGAACUUACAGGACUAAAGGCACUCUAGGAACACGGACAAAUCGAAACCUCGUUGAAGAAUUGAUGAUGAAACUGGUACUUACUCGUAUUUUUUGAAUUUUUAAAUUCAACCUCGUGACAACAAUUUAUACAGGUAUAAAUCACCUUUUUCUCUAGAUAAAAAUAGGUCAUUUGUUUUACAAAUAUCACAUAAAUGCCUUCCUUGAUUGCUGUAUCCUUUUAACUUCCAUUUAAGGGCCAGUCUGUACCUCAUUGGGGGACCAUUUUUAGACUGUUGUUUGUAUUCAUUGUAACCAACAGUGAUAUUGACUUUUUUUCCAGGAUUAUAUCUGUUUUUUCUUUUU